Messenger RNA from Meloidogyne enterolobii, 1553 nucleotides. NCBI's taxonomy places the organism in Eukaryota, Metazoa, Nematoda, Chromadorea, Rhabditida, Meloidogynidae. The record is from the annotation of a GenBank genome assembly.
UUCGAUGAAAAUGGCGAUGAAGCGGCCUUAGUGAAAAAUUUUUUAUUGAGAAAGAGUAUGGGAAAGCGAGAGACGCUAGACAUAAAAACAAAUUUGAGCGUCAUUUUACCGUUUAAAUUUUGUGUGGCGUUAGUUAGACUUUCCAGAAUUUGGAUGGAUUUAAUUUUCGAAUUUCCUUUCAUUGUUCCAUAAAAAUUCCGAGAUUGUUUAUUAGACGGAAAAUUAACACGCAAAAGUUUUGGUUAGCUUAAAGCAACAAUCUCCACGUCUUUUUUUAAGCAUUUAAUACACCAUUAGUUUUUUUAGGAAUUUUUCCCGCCUUUAUAAAAUGCAGGCAUUUUCUUUCUUUCCCAAACAAAAAAUAAAAAAGUGCUGUGUCCCUACCAGCAUUUCCAGUGUUUCUUUUCCUUUUUUAUAUAGCGGCUAGUUUUUUUAGAGAGUGGCACGCUAUGGGUUUUCCCUCUUCUUGUUAGUUUGUGAUGGCAUUUUUAUCGUUCAUUGUUUUUCCUUUUUAGCUGACUGAAUAGCUUUGCACUUAUAAACAAUAAAAAAAAUUUUUAAAGCAUUUUUACAUUAUUUUUUUAAAGAAUUCAUUCAAUUAUUAACUCAACACAAAAAUGGAACUUAAUUUUGAUUUGAGCUCUUUGUCUAUUCCUGGAUGUGUUUUGAAGUCACCACUUUCUAAACUCGAAAAUUCUAAAAUUCAGUGGGCACGAAAAGCGCGACAACAAUCUGAAUUUUUGCUUUUGAGUCGUGCAAUUGAUGAUUUGGCAAAGUUGUCUGCUGAGGCUCAAUCGAUUAAAAAGCCUGUCACGACAUUUGAGCGGUUUUUGGAUGCCCAAGAUGAACAGGCACUUUAUCUUCUCUGGAAAGACGAAAAAAUAAAUGGAUGCGGGGGAAUUGAGGAUGGAACUGUUGCUAAUGGAGAAAAGAAUGGAGAAAUUAAAAAUGGAGGUCAUGAAGAAUUGUUGGCUGUUUCACAAAAUGGAACUGCUGCAAAGAAUGUUUUGCUUGGAUAUUUGAAGAUAGUUCGUGAUCGUCGUCUUUAUUUGGUAAAUGAACGCAGUCGUCGUUAUGUUCACACGCCUAUUUGUGUUUUGGAUUUUUAUAUUCAUUCUUCCGUUCAGCAUCACGGUUGUGGACUUGAAUUGUUUAAUGGAAUGUUAAAGUCGGAGUCAACAACUCCACAAAAAUGUGCAUUUGACAAACCAUCCUCUUCAUUACUUCAUUUUUUGGAGAAGCAUUAUGGUCUUAAACACCCAAUUUGGCAACCUACAACUUUUGUUGUUUUUCCAGAAUUUUUUGAAGGAUUAAAGCCUGAAGAUGGAGGAAAGGAUGAAAUAAUUGAUGAUCAUCAAAUGUCAGCAAUUGAGCGAAACAGGAAAAAUAUUAAUGAGCAUUAUAGUGGAUCACCGCAGCAUUUACCAGUUCACGGACAGCGUAAUUUGACUUCUCAUUGUACCACUCAAUCAUCCAUGAAAGAUCAGAUUGGAGAAGACACUCCUCGAGGACGAAAGAAUACGAGGGAUUAUGGACAUCAAUCAUUGUGGUAG